AUGCUUCCUGGACAAGUAGCAGCAUGCAAGACCCUUCCUUCCUUUUCUCCAAUUCUUUUCCCAACCCCCCACGUGACGUCCACAGCCUCCUCCCACCUCCUCAUGGGAGCGGGUUCCCUCCUCCGCCUCAUCAAACCCCAACCACCACCACCACCCUACCUAAGAAGAAGCCCUGCUAUGUCAUCGCCGUCCUCUUCAUCUCCUACCUCCUCUUCUUCUUCUUCGUCUUCUUCGCUCCAUAGCAACAACCUCCGCAUCAACCUGUUGCUGAGAUCCGGCCGCGUGGACGCCGCGCUCCACCUGUUCGACGAAAUGGCCCGACGAGACGCCGUCUCUUGGAACUCCAUGAUCUCCGGCUACGUUCGCCACGGCUCGUCGGAGCGGGCGCUCGCCCUGUACCAACGUAUGGUCACUUCCGGUGUCAAGGAGACUACUUACACGUUCUCCUCCAUCCUCGGCGCCUGCUCCGGCCGCCACGACGGACCCCAAUUGCACCGCAGAGCACUAGCUCUCGGCUUCCAUUCAAAUCUAUUCGUUGGCUCCGCACUAGUGCACUUCUACAUGCGCGCCGGGUCGCCUGACCUUGCGCUCUUGCUGUUCCGCGAAUUGCCGCAUCGGAGCACGGCGACGUGCAAUGCCGUUCUACGAGGCUUAUCUGAUCUCGGCUUUACUGAAGAACUCAUCCACUUGUUCCGCGAGAUGAGGUGGCGGAGCAUAGAGCCCGAUGACCUAUCCUUCAGUUAUCUGUUGAAGGGCCUCUGCUGUUGCUGCUGCAGCAGUGAAAAGCAGCUGGACCGAGGAAAACAACUACAUUGCCACAUCGUCAAGGCGGGGUGGGCCGUCACCAAUAUCUUUGUGUCCAAUGCUCUGGUGGACUUCUACUCCUCAGCAGGAGAUCUGAUUGGCGCGAGGAGAUCGUUCGACAGUAUGCGGACGGAGGACGUUAUCUCGUGGAACUCCAUGGUCUCGGUCUGUGCCGAUAAUGGUCAUUUGAUGGACGCGCUGGAUUACUUCUACCGGAUGCUUUGGUAUGGCAGCAGGCCUUCGGUCCGGUCGCUCGUCCGGCUUCUUAACUCGUGUAGUCGGAUAGGAAACUGUCAUCUCGGAGCUCAGAUUCAUAACACCGCUCGCAAGAUAGGAUUUUUUCCUAGCAGCGUGCACGUGCAAUCCGCUCUCAUCGACAUGUAUGGGAAAUGCCGUGAUUUCGACAGUGCGCUCUUCUUGUUCAAUGAAACCCCCGAGCUUAACCUAGAAUGCUGCAAUGCAAUGAUCGUGUCAGCUUUGCAUUGCAAUGUUUUAGAUGCUGCGGUUGAGGUCUUCGGUGUUAUGGUCGCCGAGGGAGUGAGGCCUGAUAAUGUCACUCUCUCUGCAACUAUAAAGGCUGCCUCUUCUGCAGCCUCGCCGAGCUUCCUUAGUUGCCAAAUGUUGCAUUCUUGUGCGGUGAAAUCUGGCUUGGAAAAAGACGAGGCUGUGUCUUGCUCGUUGAUGGAUGCGUAUGCGAGAUCCGGGUGCAUUACUUUCUCCUGCUUGAUAUUCGAAAGACUGGAGAACCCAAAUGUUGUAUGCUUCACAACAUUGAUUUCUGCUUAUGGUCGGAACGGAAUGGGAAGAGAGGCAGUGGCACUGCUUGAUACCAUGAUCAGUAACGAUCUAAAGCCCGACGAUGUUACAUUUUUAUGCACGUUAAACGGAUGUUAUCGGACCGGACUCGUCGAAGAAGGGAGAUUGGUGCUUGAGUCCAUGAGAGCGGUUCACGGGAUAGAGCCCGACAGAAGGCAUUAUGCAUGCAUGGUAAACCUUCUCGGGCGCGCAGGGUUGCUGAAGGAGGCAAUGGAGUUAAUGGAAGAGCCCUCAUUACGUGGCCAUUCAAAGGCGUGGAGCUCACUGCUACAGAAUUGUAGGGUUCAUGGGGAUGAAGAGAUGGGGAGAAUAGCUGCUGAAGCUCUGAUAGGGGUAGAAUCUACAGAUGCAGCUGCUCACUUGCAGGUAUUUAAUUUUUAUUCCGAAAUUAUGGACUUCGAAAAUGCGAAACGUGUUAAGGAGAUGAUGGGGAGAUUGGAUGCCUCAACGCGGGAUAGUGGGUGCAGCAUGAUUGAAGCAAAGAGUGGAGAGAUUUGUGGAGGGUAA
Messenger RNA from Ananas comosus (pineapple), 2127 nucleotides. RefSeq names its product pentatricopeptide repeat-containing protein At5g27110-like. The coding region runs from base 1 to 2127 and encodes 708 amino acids. Lineage: Eukaryota; Viridiplantae; Streptophyta; Magnoliopsida; Poales; Bromeliaceae. The record is from RefSeq and is a predicted model, not a curated record. The transcript has a single exon. Gene Ontology annotation, biological process: RNA modification. Gene Ontology annotation, molecular function: RNA binding; protein binding.